Molecule: messenger RNA, 2152 nt
Organism: Rhipicephalus sanguineus (brown dog tick)
Lineage: Eukaryota; Metazoa; Arthropoda; Arachnida; Ixodida; Ixodidae
Exons: 8
Coding region: 1-2130 (709 amino acids)
Biological process (GO): proteolysis
Molecular function (GO): metalloendopeptidase activity
Source: RefSeq, a predicted model, not a curated record
AUGUCGCUCCGUACGGAAGCGAGCGCGGCGCACGAGACGAGAAGUGACCACGGUCACAGAGUCGGACGCCGGAAACGACGCCAGAGCUCGGACAAGGGUGUCGAGACUAUCAACGUGCCCGCCACUGCCGCGAGAAGGCUUAGCGGGGACAUCGGCUGCUCCUCGACCGUGUUCUGCGCCGUGCUGCUCCUGCCGCUGCUCCUGAUGGUCGUGGCCCUGACGCUGCUCGCGGUGAGCGGCAGCGGUGCCCGGCGCGCGGCCCGGGCGUUCGCUGGCAUCACGAGCACCCUGCACGGUCUGUGCGACGAGGGCGUUGAGGGCGACAAGAAUCGUAGCGUCACGUGUCGCCAGACCCUGGAGCGACUGUCGCUCACCAUGAAGGCGGACGCCGACCCCUGCGAUGACUUCUACGAACACGUCUGCGGCAACUGGAAGCCCCGGUACCCCAACCGGCCGUCGUACCUGAAGGAGCACAUGGAGUCCUUCAAUGUGCUCGUCCACCAGACACUGCUCCAGCUGGCUAUCAGCGCUCCUCCGCACUGGGCUAUGCGGCUACCAGCAGCCGCCCACCAGAUGGCGGUCUUCCACUACAGCUGCUACGCGAUGGCCACGGGUCGCGGUCCGAGGGGACACGCCACCGGUGUUGCCAGGGCACUCGGCACGGACGGAAGGUCAUGGAUCAACGUGGUCUCGCACGAAGCCCUGAUAGACCUUACGCUGAGAACUACCCGGACGACCGGGCUGCCAUCGUUUCUUAAGUACGUACGCACGAAUUGUGCGCCCGCGGAACGAGAUACGACGUACGUAUAUGCGGGGGAAACCCUGCUGUCUACACUGCGUUUCCAGCACAAGGUCAGCGAGCUCCUGGUGGAAGUGCUGAGAGCAUUUAACGUGGACUUCAAGUUCCACUUCUCGCGGCUCUUCGACGCCGACAGGGACGUGGCGAGGAUAUUCGAGUCGUCGGUUGAGGGACAAAGUGCGAACGCCCAGGGGCAGUCAAACUUUUCUUCCGUGCACAUGCUUUCGACGACGAGGAAUUUCCUUGGUGGAAACCUUGGCAACGCGACCGUCACCGGCCUGGCCAACCUGCGAGGUGACCCCGCCGCCAUCGCUGCCAUUGGUAGACUGCGGUCGGAACCUCUGUCCACGGCGGGCCUCUACGCUCUGAGUGUGUUGCUGGCGCAGGUAAUGAAGUACAGCCUACUACUCCGGGAGUUGUACGUGCCGAACCCGUCCGACAACGUUCGCUGGUGUCUGCAACAGACGGCCGAGCACUUCGGCGAGCUCUACACCGAAUGGGUGGCGCGCAAGUUCCAGAAGCACCAGGCACUGGCCACCGUUCGUGGUCUGUUCGCCGACAUCCGAAUGCUGCUCAUGCGAGACAACCGCGUCAACCGGGGCGUACUCGUUGGCACGGGCCGCUUGAAGAGGACUCAUCUGUGUUUCUAUGGACAGGACGGCCUCAAGGCAAUAGUCCCGCCAGCGCCGCAAUUUCCUGCUCUGCUGGGCAACAGCUUCCUCAACAACCUGGCCAUCGCGUUCCGUAGUCGCGUGGCCCGACGUCCCAGCGAUGAUCGCUCCGCCGAGUUCGUUCUGUCGGGUUUCGUCGGCUACCACGGCGACUCGUUCGUCGUGACGCCUGCCUAUCUGUCCGGACACGGCGUGCUGGCCCUUCGCGUGGACGAAGUCGACGUGUUCUACCCGACCCUGGCGGCGCUGAUGCUGCGAGCCAUCUACAAUGACUCGGCUUUCUACUCGCCAGAGUCUAUGGCCAACUAUACGGACGGCUGCUUCAGCGAGUCCGUGUCCUUCGCACUGGGAAGAUACGUGGCGCCCCGUGCGGUGAUGCCGUUCAUGGGAAACCGCUGGGCGAUUUUCUUCGCGUCGUUCCUCUCGCGGCGGAGGGCGGCCGACGUGCACCGUCGACUAGGCGACCACGGCCGGGCUCAUCUCUACUUUCGCCUGGUCUGCUUUUUCUCCUGCGGCGACUUGACGAUGCGGGACACCUGCAACGACGUCGCCUACUCGAGCGACGACCUGUCGCGCUCCAUCGGCUGCCACCGAGAGCGGAGCAUCAAGUGCGACUGCAACCGCCUGGACAACUGCGAGACCCACAUGCCGCGCGCGUAGACAGAAGGGAAAACGCGGUGCC